AUGAAAUUCUCUAAAGAUGUUAGUUCUUCUCGACGUAAAAGCCGAAAAGCUCAUUUUUCAGCACCUUCUUCGAUUCGCAGAAAAAUUUUGAGUGCUUCAUUAUCUAAGGAACUAAGGGAGAAAUAUAAUGUUCGAUCUAUUCCCAUUAGAAAAGAUGAUGAAGUUCGAAUUGUGUGUGGCACUAACAAAGGUCGCGAAGGGAAAGUUAUACAAGUUUAUCGCAAGAAAUGGGUUAUUCAAAUCGAACGUAUUAGCAGGGAAAAAGUAAAUGGCACCAGUGUUCCAAUUGGUAUUCAUCCAUCAAAUGUUGUUAUUACAAAACCAAAGAUGGAUAAGGACAGAAAAAACAUGUUGGAACGAAAAAAGGCAUCAUCUAAUAAGGGUAAAGCGAAAGAGACCAAUGAUGCUAUGGAAGAAUAA
Molecule: messenger RNA, 420 nt
Organism: Diversispora eburnea
Lineage: Eukaryota; Fungi; Glomeromycota; Glomeromycetes; Diversisporales; Diversisporaceae
Source: the annotation of a GenBank genome assembly